Porites lobata is the source of this 23876-nucleotide messenger RNA. NCBI's taxonomy places the organism in Eukaryota, Metazoa, Cnidaria, Anthozoa, Scleractinia, Poritidae. The record is from the annotation of a GenBank genome assembly.
AUGUCCGACAGGUUUGGGCUUAAAGUAAAGGAAAAUGCGGGGAAGACGAAGUAUUCUUCACUCAACUUAAACCAAACAUACAAAGGAACUAAAGUCGAAACCAAGACAUCCUCAGGUUUGAUUUUCUAUUUUAUUUUUUUACUUCCAAGAUCUGAUUUUAAAAAGGUUUGAUGUUUUGUACUAUACAGAACACCGCUUUUUCUUUAAGCGAUUUUUAAGGCAACUUCUGAUCUCGUUUGUGAUGCUAUCCAUGGGUCUUUCAAAGCGGCUUCCGGUUUGGCGGUUUCUUCGUUGUCUUCAUAUGUUUUUAGUAACGAUUUACUUUUUAUACAUAAAAACUUCCUUGAAGCUAAAGUGGACCCGUUUCUUUCUCCAAGGGGCCGCUCGCCAUGGGCUUCAGAGCCUCGGAAAAGUCGGUGCAAGUCGUCGAAUUCCACCUCCUGCGAAUCUCCCGUCUUUGAAGAGCGAAAACUCCGGCAACGAUCCUACAGUUUCUUUAGUUCCUAGCGGUGGAGGAGGAUGGGGCAGCACAAAGGAGAAACCAACGGAGACUCCACCAGUGGUAACUUCACAAGCAGCACCUCCGAGUUCCACAUUGUCGCAAGCAAAUGCGCCAACUUCUCAGCAGCCGCUAUUGCAGCCUCAGCGGUCUAUACCGCCGCCAUCGCAUCCACAACCUGUUCAACAACCUCAACCACAAUCACAAACUUCGGGGCAAACGCAAGCACAACCGGUCAAACAGCAUCAGCAAGAAGCUCAAGCGAAAACAUGGGGCAAUAUAUCGUCAAACGGGGCUGGUGGUCCAGGUACGAAUAUACUCGCAAAAUGUUAAGUUGUUCGUAUCUUUCUGUUUGAUGUUGAUGGUCUAAUUUGCCAAGAUGACAUACGUGAUGCUUUGCAUCGUAAAUUAUACAUAGGAAGUAAUUUUCUUAUUCUGUUCUGUUUUAUAUUACUGCUUUGGUAAACUCUGAAGUUUGUUCAUUCGUGUGAAAUAAAAAGUCUCGCAGGAUUUCGUGUAAUGCAGUUAAUUGAAAUUUGUGUACUUGUAUAAAACGUAUUUACAUUUGUCAUGACAAAGAAGCGAAUUAUGCAUGUGGUACGAAAAUUAAUUAUUAUCAUUUCUAACUUGAUGGACUUGAGUAUACAUAUAGAUUGGAUAACAUUUUAAGAGAAGAAUAUUCCUGUCCAAUCUGGACAAAAGCAGUGCUUUCCUCUGAAAAACGGCUGUGCAAUUCUAGUAUUUCUCAAACAUUUUUACAUUUUGGUAAUUCUUCCAAGUUUUUUGGAGCUUAAGCACAGCAUCAUUAUUGUUUGUUUGGGUUUUCAUAGUGAAUUACAACAUACAGGCUCAAGCAUUAUUUUCCACUCUUAAUAUAACUCUGUCAACUCUGCUGACCAGCAUGUGCAACACUGAAUGUGCCACUCUUUAGUACCAGGGUUGUGCCCUAGCGGCACCUGUUGGCCUUUGGCACAUUACUUUUGCUCUCCAGGGAGGUUAGGAAGUCUUGGACACUGGGCACCCUGCAAUUCACAAUUUUAGAGCACUGAGCAUUUGUAAUUUUUUUUUAGAGCACAGCCUUUCUCACUGUUUUAGUACCACCAGGGUUCUCAAUAGAUUUUUAAGUAGGAGGUGAUCACUGAUAAAGUAGGAGGCUCUUCCGCAAAGCCAGAGGUGUCAAAACAAAGCAAAGAAAAGCGACUUAAACACAAAGUAAGCGGCUAUAAAUCCCAAAGUAAGCGGCGAUCAAUCGCCGGGUGCCGCCUUCUAUUGAGAACCCUGUACCACACUGAAAAUAUAUGGGCAUUUGCAGUAAAACAAUCAACUUCCAAAAUGAUUUGAUGUUGUGUAAGUUGCUUGUUACAUUUCCCUGUUAUGUUUUGUCCUGCUGCUGCCACACAUGUGCUGACAAUGACUAAUACUAAUGUAUUCAUUCAUGUAUUCCUUUCACAUUUGUUUUUGCAGAGAAAACCUACUCUCACCAGGAGAUGCCUUAUUUCAAUCGGGAAUUCCCAGUGUUGGGUGGUGGAAACUCGGGAGAAAGGCCUCCACCUCACAUGGAAGAAAAAGACCAUUCACAGUAUGGUCCAAGACCUAUGAUGCGCAACAUGCGUAAGCAUUUUCUCCAUUUGUUGUAACUAAUUUUCGCUAAAAUUCAGGAGUUAUUCUCCUUCUCUUUUCAAACAGCAAUGUGAAAUACAUUUCAUGUCUCCUUUAAUAAGGCGAUUUUGACGAUGGUAUCAUUUUACUGCUACUACUAGAAGCCUUCAGGAUUUUGCUUGGAGGGCAUUUGGUGUGUAAAAUCUCCUUGGGAUUACCAAACUUAAAUUUGAAAGAAAGAACAUAGUGAAUUCUAGUCGUAGUAGUAAAAGACGUCAUCAUGCACAAAUUCUCCAGACCCAUCUCCGUAUAGCCUGACAAAACAUUGCGAUGCCACCACUGGUUUCCCCAUGAAAUGAACCACCACCCAGAUCUGGGUAGUGAACAGCAUCAGUCUGGAAAUUCUUCGCUCCUUUCUCAGAUGUCAAAAGAACUGUGGAGAGAAUUUAUUUAAAGAUCAAAGCAUUUUUCGUUGUGAAAGGUUUGAACCCAGGAAUCAUUUCAAAAGUAGGUUGAGUUUGAUUGUCCGGGUGAACAUAGUCCUGAAUAGGACUGUUGUUGUUGACAGUGACUAACGUUUCAACAACCUGUGGGCUAGUCAUCUUCAGAGUCAAGUGAGUUGUAUCACGUUAGUUGAUGGUAUUAUACUCUGGUUAUUGACCUUAUUGGUCAAUUACGUCGCAAUGUUAUUGGUCAUCUGCCAGUUAAGCUGUGAUGUUAUUGACUAUGAAGACUCAUAAUGUAAUUGGUGCGUUUAUUGUGUAUUCAAACAGAUGUCUAUUGUUAGUCAAAUUGUCAGUUGUCCAGUCAUUCUCUUGUAGGUAGUUUUGCUUGAUCUUGUCAAUAAGUUGUUUGUACGGUGCUGGUAGCUGUUGACUAUGAUUCAGUGGCGUUUGUUCUAAGUUAGUAAACCAGCUUUCUAAAGUGAGUCGUUGAUACUAGUCCUUUGGUCAUCGCUUCAUUAAUUCUCACAACCUUUUCUCUUGAAUACGUAUUGAUGUUGUCAGAAGAAAAUUAAUGUUGGUCGGUAUUGGGAUUUAAAGGGUGAAGAGCAGCUAUCCAUUCUACAAACAAAAUGGAUCAGUGCUGUUAAAAAGAGUAUUUCUGAAUUCUGAAAUGUGACGAGGUUUUCAAAACGUGUGCAUUUAGUUGAUGCAUAAAGUGUCAUGCAGAUAUUACUGGGCUGGAAAUUCUGACUAGACUGGCAUAAUAAUUCCUAGUUACGUAUCUUACAGUGGUGUCAACUCCAGUUAAUGCCAUUUAAUAUUAUUUUCAGACGAGCCACCAUGGAUGGAACGCAGUGGUCCAGGUAUUUAGUGCAAAUCUUUUACACUCUCCUCUCCCUGUUUUAACCUGCCCAAAAAGAUAUAUGCCAGUGGUCAUGCAUUGAACUUUGUGAAUAUAUAUAAGCCUUGUUUACAAACACCUGAUGAUGAGUAUGGUUCUUUUCCUGCCUAUUAACCAUCAUCGCAUUCAUAAAAUUUUAUUUUCAAUGCAUGUUUUAUUCCUUAGUAAAAAGUUAUGAUAGUCGUGUAGUUUCCCUGACAUGAUUUGACUUUUUAUAGGUAUGUGCAAAUAUCAGAAAAAUGCUGUUGGUAGUAUCUUCUGUGGGAACACACAGGAGAUACUGAUUCAAAGGCGGAGAUGUAUGCCUUUUCAUUAACACCAUCUUUCACCACUUUCUUUUUGUGGGAUAAAAAUGAAAAACUAUGGCUAUGUUGCAGGCUUGAUGGAAAGCUCCUUUUGUUUUUGUGGUGGCCUAACAAAGUAUAUUGUAUAUAUUGUAUAUUUCCUGCUUUGGCUCUGACAAGACUUGGCAUUUUAAGGCAGUGUUGGUCUUUGAUUAUUUGCAAUUCAUAGAGUCAUGAUUUUUUUAAAUCCUAUACAUCAAGGACUUUUAAAGGGGUUAAACUUCAAGAUACAUGUACAUGUACAUAUUAGUGAUGAAAUUUAUAUUACCCACUAGCUGGAUUAGACUUGGUUGAUUCUCAAUGUUUAUGUUAUACAGUACCAUUCAACAGUAAGUUGACACUCCAUUGUGAGUCUCAAUUCUUGACUUGAUUCUCGAUUACUGUGCGAGCCAAGAAUCGAGAAUUGGGUCGAGGAUCGAGUCUUGCAGAACACAAACUGUACACUGUAAAACUGUACUGUAUGUAAUUGAUGUAAAGAAUCAGGUAUGUUAUCACUUAUAUUUACAAUCCUUAUUAUGUAUCCCUUUAGAGUAUGGUCCUGGCAGAGAAAGAUCAGAUGUGUACAAUGGAGGACCAGGCCCAGGCUAUGCAGCAGGACCACAGUACAGAAGGCCUCCUGAAUAUCAGGUUAGAAGUUCUCUUAACAGUACGAACUAGCCUUUCAAUAAAAGAAGCAAAGACAAUGUAGUCUACAAUGUCACACUUCUAAGCAGCUAUCUUCUUUGAGAAUUGAUUCUUGACUUGAUUGAUUUCUCAAACCUCAGUCUACUCGUAUAGGUUAGGCUUUGUGUGAUGACCUAAUGUGUAGUUCAUUAUUAUGGUUUGGUUUGUUUUUAGCAUGGUCAACAUGGAAAGAACUAUCCUACUGGAUACCCUCAUCACCAUGGAACUGGACCGCAUGGUUAUGGACCAGGUGCAGGAAGACAUCCCCAUGGACAUCCUCCAGAUUUCUACUCUAGGUAUGUGUAGGGAGUAAAAAACACAUUUCAACAGUAUUUAGUUGGACUUCACAAAGAAAAAACUUGGGGGUUUUUGUUACUAAGGAAUUAGGCUUUUCAAAUUCAUCAGUGUUUUAAAAUGCCAUUGUGCUUAUUAAGCAAUCAUGUCAACAAGGACAACAACGGCGUCCAAAAAAAAUUGGUCUUGUGAGCAAAACAAUAGCGCUGCUCUUGCAUCAUGCUUUUUAGUACAUUUCUUCGAUGUCUACUGCACGACUACGAUUACAAUGUGAAACCUUCUAAUGUGACAUUUUAUUUUGGAUGUGAGCAUAUAACAACAAAUUUUCCUUUCUCGUUUUUAACCUGGAUAAGGUCCUUAAGAAUUCAACUGGAGAAAAAAUCUCCUACAUUUGACAAAUUUAGUGGGUCCAAAUAGAUGCGACAAAGUUUGAAAGAGUGCAGAUUUAUUUUUUAGCAAUUUUUCGCUGCCGUCGUUGUUGUCGUUGCUUAAGCUCGCUAAUGGUGAGUGAACAUACAUGUAACCAGAGGGUGUUGUCUCUUUGUCCAAUUUGUUCCUUGAUCAAGAGACAAGAUCAUUAUACUGGAGCCCUUGCGCGCAUGCAACGGAGCACCAUGGGUAAGAAAAUGUGGUUAUCUAUGCUUUCAAGAAAUUUUGGUUCUGCGAAAAUCGUCUGUAUGUACAUAUGUCCACACCUUUUAUUUAAGCCAGGGUGAAAUGUUGUAUAUCGAGCACCUGCACAUUUCACCUGUAAAUCGCAUGGCCACCCAGACCUUUUAGAGCGAAAAAUUAGACAACAACAAAGUUGAGUUUUUCUUUCAGCUAAAUUUGUUGUCAAUGUCUACAUUGGCGAGGAUAACAGAGAAUGAGCUAGAGCUAGAGCUAGAGCUAGAGAUAAAAAACAAAGGAGAUCAAUUUCGUUCAGAAGAAAAACAUGAAAAUUUUAUAAUAAUAAUAAUAAUGAAGGUCUUUAUUAAACACUCUAAACAACAGACUUGUUUAGUUACAAUGAUAUCGAUACAGAUAACUAAUUAACUAACUUGGUAACUAACUAACUAACUAAAGAACAAAGGUCUAUUUACAAAAGUUCUCUUGAAACGCUCAGUUCUGACAGGCGGGAGAAUACAGUUAUAACACCUCUUGCGUAACGUAAUCAUAGUUCGCUCUUGUGGCAGAAGGUCAUGCAAAGCUGUUGUUGAAUUGCUGUCGGUGAUCUUGUCCCAUAACUUCUUAUCUUUCAGGGCAAUAAUAUUUUCAAUUAAGAAAAGAAAAAGAAAGGCAUUAUCUUAUAGCUGUAGUGAGUAAAUGAGAAAUGCUAGCUGCCACCAAGGUGAAAAUGAGUGGCAGUGAAAAACAAAGUGAACAGGAGCACAUUUGACAUUUCCUCCAUAAAACAUGUAACUAGAAAGUUUCGAGAAGUUUCAUGUUCUAGUCGUGCAAAGCAAAGGCAAAGAAAUGUACAGAAAAGUGUGCUGUACGUGCAAAGUUGUUUUUGCCAAUUAGACCUAUUGUUUUUUUGCCAUUUUCGUUGCUGUCACCAUUUAACAUUACACGAUUUUAUUUGUUUUUUGAGUUAACUGUAAAUGCAAAUAAGAGCGUCUUGGCUUGAAUCUGUGGUCUCCAAACUUAAAAAAGGGAAAAUCAAGAGUAGAGUCUCAAGAAUGUAGAUUUGUGUGAUGGUCAACUUACUUUUGAGCAUUACUGUAGGCAGCAGUUUGAGGUUUGAAACACAUUAUCUCUAGAACACUGGUAGCCACAAAUAUUGCACAUUUUGUAACCGCUACCACUAGGACCACAGAAACUGAAAAAGGAAAUUCUCUUUGUCAAGGUAAAUUUUGUGUUGUGUAAUAUAACCAUUGUAAUUAUUAUAGGGGACCAGUACACAGACCAGGAGCUGCUCCAGGACCAAUGCAUAGGACAUUAGACAAAGGAAGAGGUGAGGGAUAUGGUAGGCCUGCUAUUCUGAAACCGGAAGAUAUACAAGCAAUGGAUGAUAAUGACGAAGAAGAGGAAGGUGGAUGGGCUGGUGCUCAAGAUGAAGUGGAUUAUGCUGCCAAGCUUGAUUUUGAGGACUUUGAUGAGGAUGAAAAACCAUCUGCAGAAAACUCGAAGGAGAGAUCUAACAGAGAUACAAGUGUUGGUGAGCCAGAAUCAAGAUGGCAAAGUAAUGAAGGCAAAACUGUAAGUAGUUCCUGUCAUGUGUACAAUGUUCUAGCCUUUGUGGCCCACCAAUGGUGCUUUUUCUUCACAGCCAGUAGUUUAGAAGUGAGUUGUAACCUUGGGUGUAAAAGAGUCAAUCCUUUAACUGAAGUAAAGAAAGUGACGGUCACAGUGAUACAUUCAAGUCUGAAACAGAAAAAAUAUAAUAUUUCUUUAAUUAUUGAUUUUUAAGAAUUAUUAUAAAGUAGUUGCUCAGAUUUAAACUAAAUUGGUUUAGGUGUAGCUUUUGUGAUUGUAGCUACAAAAAGGAACAGUCAAUUUGCUGAGGAUUAUUGUUUAAGAUUCUCACUUCUAAACAUCAGUUCUGAGGAGUGUCAAAAAUAGAUAUAUUUUUCUUAAACAAAAGAAACUUUAAAAAGAAUGUAUGGUGGUAAAAAGAUUUGGAACCUGAUGCAAAGUGGUGGUCUUUUGUGCAGUAAGGAUGUGCUGAAGCAGUUACAGUGCAGGUCAGAACUAAGCGAACCAAAAUAUAUGUGUAAUACGUGUCAGGAAAUACAAGUCCAUUGUGUCAGGCCAGAUGUGUCCAUGCGUCUGAGCUGACAAACAUAUGCAUCUGCUCUGAAAUGCAUCAGUGCUUAAGACUCAUUAGUAUGUAUGAGCUAUCUCUAUGUGUAGAAGUGUAAUGCGUCCAGUCGGUAGAAAGCCGACAAGAAUCAAACUGGCAGAUCAGCUCAUGCCAAAAAUUUGCAUGUAACAAACCACACGAAUGAACUGUAAAACUGUCAUUUGGCAUUGAGACACAUUUCUGAAGUAAUCAAACAAAGAACUCUCAAAAGUGUUUGAAAAACCUGACGCACGUAAAUUUUGAUUACAGUGGAGAUGAGAUUUGCAUUUGAUUUUAACUACUCAUAUCUCUCAUACAGUAAAUUGAGAGUGGUCAAGGAAUUCCCUCAAAAACGAACAUUCACAUCUUUACAAGACCUAUGCAAAUACAUGUACAAAAGUAACACCGAACCCAACAUCAUAACAAAGUGUUCUUCCUGUUAAGCUGCUGUAAAUGAUUGAUGUGAAAAGAUGCAUGGCACAUGCAUGAAGGCAAAAUGAGCAAACUGUUGUUUGCUGUUCGCAUCCAUGAAGCUUUUACAAGGUAUCAAGUCUUAAAGAAUGAAAAGGAAAUCUUUUUUGUAAGUCCUUCAUUUGACACAAAUUGCAACCUCACUGGCACAGUACAUGGUCGGAAAUUCCUCAAGGAUUUCAAAAACGUUCAAGAGAUAUUCAUUCACUUCCAGAAUGAAUUAAAAAAGCAGCUAAACAAUCUAAACCUGAAAUGUUGCACAUAAUUAUAAAAAUUUAUGUUUUUUUAAGGAGAAAAACUGAGAAUAUUUUCGUUUUCAUUGCACCAUUUCUGGUGCAAAUGUUGCUAUUUUUCAGCGGGCUUGAGGUAACAUUUUGGAUCAAUUUAAGUUUUUAAGAGUACAAUCGAGAGUUGCCUUAAAUGUGAAUGUAUUAAAGCCUAUUGCAAAGUCAAUUGGAAUUACGGCCUAAUUAUGAGUGUGGCUAUUUUACUUGCUUCUCAGAUAUGUAAAUUUAUUUCAUUUAUUUCAUUUUGUCGCUGUUAAAAUAAAGGCUGAUUUUCGGCUCUUCUAAGAACCGCUUGUAUUCUUCAGGUGUAUGAAUCUAGAAUUGCAAUAACAAGCGAUUUUGCUAAUGAAACUCCACACGUCGCCAAAUCUACCUUGAUUAAUCACAGCUAAAGUCCCUCAAGGAAAGUUCCUUAGAAUGAGUGACUAUUGAGCUUCUUCAAACCUGAGAAUUUGUUUUGUUAUUUACAACAAUGCAGCCCAAAGCAAAGCUGUCAUAGUGAAUAACAAAAGAAAAAUCGUUUCCUUCCUGAAGAGUCUGAGCGAACGCAGAUGCUCGUCAGUUCUGGCCUCCACCCUUGUUUAAGCUGACAUGUCCAUUGCAUCAAAUUUGUGUCUGCAUUGUUCGCUAAGCUCUGGCCUGCACUGUAGCAUCAAAGUCCUUAAUAGACAAUUAAACUAGCAAAGCAAAGAAGCACAAUGAAUAUUGUAUGACACAUUUGUUAGUCAACAUUUGCUUGGGCAUUUUAAUAAAGUAUGCAUGGCCUUGUCAGCAGUUAAACUGGUUUACAGAGGGCUUGAAGUAAUGACACAGACUGUGUCCAGUCAAAAGUAGGCUCUGUCCAGUUUGUUUGAUUGUUUAUGCAUGCGCUUCUAAAUUUUUAAAAAUUUCUUUCAACAUGGUUGGACAUUUCUGGUGAAGAUAUGGCCAGACUGAGAAAUGUUACAAAAUAUUGUUUUUAGUUUUUAUAUCUAGUUUAAAACUAGAAAUUUGUGCCUUGCAAAACCUCGCAAAUCUCCAAGUUAAGCCCUGACGGUGGAGCUUUCGCUGGUCCCUUUAAAGCUUGCUCAUGAUAAAUGAUUCUUAAUGGGGAUUUCUUAGUUUCCGAGAGGUGCAAUUUAUUGCUAUUUGUUCAUCAGCACAAAUCUAGAAGUGUGUAGUGUAAAUUAUUCUUAUAGUCGGCACACCUUUGCAAAGAAGGGUGAUGAAAUGUUGUAGUUUGUAAUGACUGGAUCAAACAUUGCAAAGAAGUGGAUAAUAUAACUGAAGCGACAGUUGCAUGCACAAAUACAAUAUUAUGAAGGCUUUUUCGAUUUAGCCCAAUAUUGUUGUUGCCCCACUGUACCAUGCUCCACACUUCCUAUAUUUCACACAAUGCUUCAUGUAUUAUGUGGCUGAAUCCGCAAGUGGACAAGAUGGAGUGAAUCCUGUCUUCUGAUUGGGUAUCCACCAAUCUGGAGCUUAUGCUUGAUCAGUAAUGCAUGUGUCAUGCUUGCUUUGGGUGGGUGUGGGGGAUUUUAUUGAGAUGUGAAGUGAUAAAUGUUUGCCCAGCGAAAAUCGGGUUGUCUGAGUAAUAAUAGGCUGAUUUAGCAACAGAACAGGAAUGUCAUUUGACGAUAUGAAAGUGCGCGGAAAGGACUAAACGCGACUUCCAGUGCGCAAUUUCCGGCUUUGCCAUUGGUCAAGCCAGUUGUUUGAUUUGGGCACGCUGUCGUCACCUUACGUUCCUGUUCUGUUGCUAAAUCAGCCUAAUAGGUUUGACUGGACUACUUGACUUUACCAAUAAUUAGUAAAACUGCCAAGUUUAAGAGUUAUUUGUUGAAAACUUACAAAGAUGUAGCUCCUCAAAGUCGCAAAAUUUCAGAGACGUUUGUAUGGUGGGUAGCCUGCAAAUGCAGCUGUUUCUCCUUGCUCCUUGCCGCUUGGGAUGUUUGGCCAAGAGAGAUGACUGUGCCUCAGUAACAGAAAUUCCAUACUGAUGAUGUAAAUCAAUGUUUGCAUUAUUUAUCCGGUAGUCAUGGGGUUCCAAAUGCAAAUUUGUUCGAUUUUAAGUUCCUCCUGGUUGAUUUUGGUGGAAUUUUGCGUUUUCUGUCACUGAGGUGCAGACAUCUCGCCUGGCGAAACAUACCAAGGGUCAAGGAGAGAGGAGAGGUGGCUGUUUUCGCAGGCUAUAGAGAGGGGGGCAUAAACUUGCCUCCCGCCAUACUAACAUCUGUCAAUUUUCGCAAUUUUGAGGAGUUACAUCUUUGCUCGCUUAAGAUGUAUCACUUUCAAACUUGGCAAUUUUACUAAUUUUAAGAUUAAUUUUUAGAUUUUUCCUAACUGGUCCAUGUCAAAAGUAGAAAAAACUGUGGAAAAGUAUAUGUUGUGGCUCAAUUUAAUCCUUGAAUUAAAUGUUAUUUUCCUUUGUUUUUGGGUAUGGUAAUGUAUGAUAAUGAGUUUGAAACAAAGGAAAAUAAAUUUUAAUCCAAGAAUAAAAUUGAACCACAACGUAUAUUAAUUUCUUAUGUGUGAAAACUUUCUGCAGGCUAGAUCUAUCCAUACACUGGGUACUUGUAAAAUAUAACUCAUUCUCCAUUUGAUGACACAGUUGAGAAUGCUCACCUACCAGCUGAAUGUUGUGUUCUGUCCAGUUUCUAAUGCUUUCAACUUAAGAGUAACUGAGGUCUGUGAGAAAACUAAUCACAUUACUUACUGAGACACCAGACACCCCUUUGCAGAAUAACACAGUCUGUGAAUUCAAAUUUGUUACAGAGAAACAUAGGUGUAACACAUUCUGAUUUCUCCCAGGGAAACGAAACUGCACCACCUCCAACUAGACAAGCAUGGGUUGAAUCUCAGGGACAUCUCCAUGGCUAUUCAGAUGGUAGGCAAAUACCUGCAGGGCCUGGAAUGAGACAAUUUGACAUUCGGGGUUCCCCACCUGCUCCAGGGUGGCCUAUGCCAUACCCUCAGCAUCUCGCAGCGCAGCAAAGAGAAGGCGGUCCAGUACAACCUUCCCAUCAGAUUGGUCCUGAUCAAGCAAAGCCAGGUCCCAUGGAAGGAGAAGUAGCAGUCAAUGAGUGGCAGAAACGAAGAGUGCAGCAACAAGAAGAAAUGCGUGUUGCAGUAGAGAGGGCGCGGAUAAAGCGGGACGAAGACGCGUUGAGAAGGCAAGGUAAGCCAGUCCCCAUGGAAGGAGAACCAGUGGUCAAUGAAUGGCAGAAACGAAGGGUGAAGCAACAAGAGGAAAUGCGGGCUGCAGUAGAGAGGGCUAGAAAAAGGCGAGAAGAAGAUGAGUUGAAAAGGCAAGCUGAGCAAAAAGCUGCCUCAACAGCAAAGCUGAAAGAGUUAGAGCUGAAGAGAAUUAGAAGAGAGAGUGCUAAAGAGGGAGAGGAUGCUUGGGGAGAUGAACUGGACUCCAUUGAAAAGGAGUCUAGUAAACCUGCUAAUGAACAUUGGGAAUCAGAAACAUCUGGAAGGGAACAUGAACCCCAUAGCACAACAGUAAACCAGCAGGAUGGUUCUUUGAUAAGAAAUGAGGUUUUUGAACAUUCUAACAGGCAGCGUAAUGACAGCGAUUCAAGUGAUGCCUCCCGAUCAAGUGCACCAAGAGGUGCUUCAAGAACACAUCAUCAUCCAAGAGACAUCCCCCCUCGCUUUCAGCAGCAGCAACAACUGCGUCAGCAACAGCAGCAACAAUUUCAGCCGCAUUAUCAGCAGCAGCAACCUCCGCAACAGUAUCAGUACCAUCAGCAGUUAGCUAGAUCGCCGCAGUUGAGAGAGCUUCCAGAAGGACCACUCACAGUUAGUCAUCAUCCUGUGGUUGAGACAGGUGGGUUUGAAAGCAUUGAUCGUCUCUUUUUUAAUAAUGGAAAAUAGAGUGUAAUAAUUGCUAAACAAUAUUAUUGUCAGAAACAUGAUCACUAUAAACUGUCACUUGUGUAUGACUCUGCAAUAUUGAAGAUACCUUGCACUGAGACCUUGCUGCAGUGUAGGGGAGAACUGGGCCCAGUUGGUUUCACUGAUGGUUAAGGUUUAAAUUUAAGGAAAAUUUGUUCAUCUGGGCCCAGUUGUUCGAAAGCCGAUUAGCGCUUAACCCGGGGUUAAAUUUAACCCGCGUUUCUUUUUCUGGCGUUCAAAAGCAUUUUGUCGGGUAAUUUUCUCUGUUAUUUUUAGAGCUUCCAAUCAUCAACUAGUUAGGACAAAAAGAAUUAAAACUGAAAUGCUUUUUAAGCUUUCAAAUUUAAAUUCAAAUCUCGCACUAACCCUGGGUUAUCUUAACCCAGCUUUGAACAACUCCGCCCUGAGGAUUUUGUAACUAUAGCUUGUAGAUUUAUGCUGAGCGUUCAACUAGACCUAACUUGUGCUAACCCAAAAUGGUACUCCAGACAAUCUCAGUGAAGGGGAACAAAUUGUGGAAUGGUGGAGUUAGGUUACAGUUAUUGGCCGUCCAGCAACUAGACUCAGGUGAUCAGUUUCUCAAGAUAUUGGUAAUUCCCUGGUUUUGCACUGCCCGUCUCUUACUGUGUACAACAAGAUGGCUACUGUGAAAAAAGAGCUCCUCAGUAAAAUCAUUAAAAAGGGGGUUAAUCAGUGAAAAAGGUUAUUGUGACUGGCAUCCUAGUUCCAUCUUUCACUGUUGCCUAAAUGCAUGCGGUGAGAUAAUCAUCUCCAAUUGUGCUCCCCUCGGCUCUCUUAUGCCUAUUGGUGUUGUACAUGUCUUUUGUAAAGAUAAUAGGGUUUGAUACAAAUGUUUAUCAGUAAAUUCAUUAGCCAGUGCAAGUGCUGCCUGAAAUUGUGUCAAGUAACCCUUUCAAUACGUUGUAAGUAGACAGUGUCCUUAGAAAUGAGUAGGUGUGGCUUCUUGAUAUUACGGAAAAAGAGGUUCCAUUUUAUUGUGUCCAAAGUGGAUUUCAGUAUACCGAAUUGUAGUACAAGACUCUUAAAAUAUUUAUUUCUUCUGGCUUUAGGUCCUUUGUCACCUUCACAGCCUGUAAGAAGAAUAAUGAAGCGUUCUGAUAGCAGUAGUACUGCUGGAGAUGAUAUUGCUAGUGUGAAAUCCCUUGAAAGUGGUGGUGGGGAGCCAACCAGAGAAAGUGAGCGAAGAUCACCUGCUGCACCACCACCUGAUAAAGUUGACAAGGCUGACCUAGUCAGUAGAUCAGCAAAAGAAGAUGAAGCUAAAAGACCAGACUCUAGCAGAACAGAAAAGAAGCAAGUAGACAACCAAGAGGUGCCAGUGUUUGAUGAGGCUGGAAGCGAAGAAUCAGGCGAUUUAGGGCAAAGAAAACAGCAGGAACCUGAUAAGCCGGUGGAGUGUGUUAAAGAAAAGGGGCCUGAGAAAACAGAUGGUAAAGGUACCAUUGAUGGUGCAGUAAAAUCUGUUCCUGAAAAAUCAAGAACUUUACCUGACAAGGCAGAUCAGACCAGAGAAAGACGUGAAGAAAGGCGCGGUUCUAAACGGGAUGUAAGAUCUCAAGAUGAAAGACGGAGUGAAAAUUCAAAAGACCUCGGUAAGCGAAAACGAGAAGACAGUGAAGAUUUUGGACGGGUUCAUGAAAGAAGAGGAAGAUUUACUGGUCGAGAUGAUUUUAAACGUGAGCGGUUCUCAGAACCUCAAGGUCGUGGUAGAGUUAGCUUUCCAGUGCGGGGGCGUGGGCGUGGAUUAGGGAGUAAUGUAACAAGCCAUCGUGGUCGUGGAAGAGGAGAAAGAGGUGGCAGAGAAAGUAGAGACUCCAGAGAAUACAAGCCAUACAGAUCUCACGAGCCAAAGGCAUCACCAGCUUUCAAGAGUGAUAAAGGUGAGCAAAAAUUAAAGGAUGAAGGCAAGGAAAAUGUUCCCAGAAAAACGAACUUUAGUAAACCUGAAAGUGAAACCCCUGUCAAAGUUUCACAGGAUGUUGCCUUGGUGAAACAGGAAACAACCCAGGAAACUAGUCCCUCAAUAUCUGGAAAAGAUGUGGUUCUACCGCAAAAGGAUGAAAAGACCUCUGAGGAAAAGAAAAGUGUUGCUGUGACUGAAGAUAAGAAAACUGCUGAAGUUAAUCUUCCUAUCAAAGAUGGUGAUAAGUCUAAGGGGACUGAUGAUUCAAAAAAGAAAUCAGAAAACAACAAAGAAGCUAUUGAUUUCAAACCAAGGGGGCGUGGUGGUUUUGGAAGGCCUCCUCAGCAUUCACAAGAUUUUAGAAGUACAGGCGUUGAGGACAAGCGUCCAGGAGGGAAGAAGUUCACAGAUAAAAGGCGAAGUAAUAAUGAGAAAGGCAGGGAUCGUUAUGACGAUUAUGAAGAGAAACGGCCUACUCGGAGUUACAGUAGGGAUCAGACAAGCCAAAAGACCACAACACGGGACAACAAAAACUGGGAGAAAAAUCGAGAAAAGGAUCAAAAGUCCUAUUCCCAAUAUGAGGGAGAAAGCAGAAGUAGGCGUCAAGCUCAGGAAGACCGUAUGAAGAGAACUAGUGAAAGGGACGAUGACCAACAAUAUUCAAGAUCAAGAACAGGGGAGAGAAAUCAGCGAGGUGGCUUCCGCUCUUCAUAUUCUACUCGUGGACGUUUUGCUAAGCAGCCUUUACGCACAGGCAUGCGGGGUGGAAGGUCGAAUCAGCCAGUAGGAAGUGGACGCUUUGGGAAUAAUUAUAGACGUUCCAAGUCGACUGAUGAAGAUCUCUCUGAUGACGAUUAUGACAGUGAUUCAAGCAGCUAUACAACUGCUACUUCUGCGUCUGAAGAAAGAAGAGAUGAGAAACCAUCUGAAAUAGUUGAAGAGUCAGAUGUGAAGAGGUCAAAAGAUAACAGUUAUGAUAAAUCGAGGGGUGGUUCGCGAUCUACAAGAUCACCCAUUCGUGGAAAGGUGUCCUCACGUUCUGGUGGGAGAGGUUCUGGUGGUUUUGGAAGGAGCAGAAGAGAAGUGGAACGUCCCCCUCGCUUUCAGAAACAACAGGAAAGGGAGAGAGCUAGAGGUGUUCCUCAUGCUGAUAGAGAAAGUGGUCCAGGGAGAGGAAGAGGUAGAGGGCGAGGAAGAAGAGACCAGCUUCAAAAAGAUUCAGCUGCAGGCCCAGGAAUGCCUGUUACGGAAGACUGGGAUGAAGAAAUAAAAGAUAAAGAAACAGCGUCCUCCAAAGGUGAUAAGCCAGGUCUGCGAAAGGAGACAAGUUCAAGGAGAGGUUUUUCAGGCCAACGAUCUUCCUCUGAUAGGAAUCGCAAUGAAAAGACCAGAGAAUCAGGUGGUGCACGUAACACAUCUUCUAGGCGAGAGCCUUUUUUAGCGGAAAGGCAGCAGGCAAAAGCUGAAGGUUCCAAGUCUGUGGGUGGUGAGCCUCGGGUGCCUUUGCCUGCUGCUAGAAAUGGUGUGAGCAAGGAUGGAAACCGCAGAUCAGAGAUGCAAGGCCACUCUCAUGGAACUGGACUGGACAACAUUAACGCUGCAGUAAGUGAGAACAGAGCUUUGCGAAAGCAAGAAACUCCUUUGAGAACAACUGACAUUAAGCAGUUUGACUUGCACAAUAUUGCUGGUGUGAUCUGCAUCGACGAUAUGACAGAUGAUGACUCUGAUAUUUCAUCAACCCUUAGUGGUUUUGUGGAAGUUACUUCUCGUCGAACUCAAAAAGAGAACAAAGACAGACAGCGUGAAGAGGAAGAGAAAAGAAAAAAGGCUGAUGAACAAAACAGGCCACGCAACAAUCAGGCAGGUCAUAAAAAGAACCAGUCUUCAAAACCACCCAGAUUCAGUAAGCAACAUGCACCUCAAGCUAAUACACACAGCAAGUCAGCUGGAGUAAUCGGAAAGGUAACAAGUGCCAUUGUGUCCGAGGCAGUGACAGGUCUUCCAAAUGCUACAACAAACAGUAAUCCAUCCAGUGCAAAUUCUACAAAACGUAACAGUCCAGUAACAGUUGAAAGACCAGUAUCACCUCCCCCUCCUCCUGUUUUUAAUGCUUGGGAUAAACCACUGAUUGUUACUCCUGCAAAGCCACCAAGUGCAAUCAUUCCAGCAACCUCUUCAGUUCCUGAUCCUCUGGCAGUGGGAAGUGGCAAACCUUCACGUCCUGUGCAAUCGGUGAGUAUAGUAUGGUGAAUGAAUAACCUUUACCUUGGAACCCCAUUGUCACAUUUGUUAAACAGGCGUUUAACGGUUAGCAUUGAAGUUAGGUGAGGUUAGGAUUAGGUUAUGUGCUACUAAAGGGAAGAAAACAAAAAAAACUGUUAUGUGACUUGACGCAUAGGAUUAACAGAAAAAGCUCUUGGUAUUUUUUUGUCUUGAGCAUCUUUUUUCUCCCUCCUGUUAGUGCGUAUCCUAUUAAAAUUUUGUAUGAUUAUCAAACAAUAUGUAUUUAAAGUGCUGGUGCAUUGAAUUUUAAAAGUUGCUGAAGUCACUGAAAAGGUUUAUUACAACCUUGAGUUGAUGUGUUUGAGUAGUCCUUAUUUGUAUUCCCGUAUGGCCUAGGAUAAGUGCUUGUUUUGGCGUGGAAGCAAGGCUGCUGUGGCGAGUCUCAUCUAGAAGAGAAGGGCCGCAUUAAAGAGCUUUAGAUUCUGAGACGAGGACGACUAUGAGGACGAGAUUUUCCCAAUGCUGAGUAGUGCGCGCGCGUGAGCUAACGUCAUUUUGGCGGGAAAACGUGGUAGCCGCGUCAUUCUACUACGAGUUUUAUCGAGAAUGUCGUGGUGACAAAAACAAGUUAUCAAAUGUCAGGAAUUUUAUCAUUAGCGAUCGGGAGAGGUUUUACCCCCUUCAGCGGAAUUAAGCGAACAAACUUUUGUCGUGAAAAAAAGUACAGUGAUGCUUUCCAGGGUGUCUAUUUUUGAGAAUAGGCGAGAAAACUUACAAUUAAAUGUCGUCCUCGUCCACGAAUCUAAGGCCCUCUAUUUUUGUUCAAAGGUCUCAGAAUGCUCAAAACUUACUGACAAGUGUGUUGUUCAUCACUGAGAAAAACAAUGAGCCUAACCUGAAAUUGACUAAAACAGUGGUUUGUCAUCUAGUUUAAGAAUGCAAGGAUGGCCUUAAUAUCUUCAAAGCUUGGUAAUAUCCCGAAAUUUUGAAACUUUUUGAAGUAUACCGCUUUCAUUUGAAUGGAUAAUUGUACAUGUUGAAAUCCUACGAUAAAGUAAAAACACCCGCUUCACAGUCAACAGUUAUAAAUAUUUAGGCGGGGGAUUUAAGCCCAUCAGAUGGAGAAAUAUUUUGAGUGAAAUAUAAUCAUAGUUAAUGGUUUACAAUUAAUAUUGCUUAUAAUAGGGAACAGUUAUCUCCUCUACUGCAUCAUUAAUUGAGGACAUCAGCGUAGACGAGGACUACAUUGCUAUGACAAAGGAGAUUGCUUUGCUGGCUCCUCCAGAAGAACCUGAAGAAGUUGAAGCACCUAAUGACCCUGGUACCAAACCUAAGGGAAAAGUUGAAGCUAUUGACAAAACGUCUCAAAAGGUUGUGAAGAGUAUUGAUGAGUCAGAUAAAAGGUCCCAGCCCAAACCCCAGCGAGAAAAACCCCCAAAGUUUGACAGGACUGGAAAGCGAAGGGUUUCAGGAAACACUGAUGUAACUAAGAAGGAACAGUCUGGUGAGACAAAGGGGAGAAAGAGCAGCCGUGACGGCCAGACUUCUCAAAAACUACAGAAUAAAUCAGCUCGGGUAAGAAGUAUUUUUACUUAGUGUGACUGAUCUUUCUUUUCUUGUUGGAAACAUGCGUUUAUUGUCGACUUGUUUAAUACAAUACAAUACAAUACAGUAACUUUAUUUAAAGAGGGAAGCGCAAUAAACUGUUACAGUUUUCUAACCUACGGCCCUCAAUCAAGAAUACAAGCUCGAGGAGAAUAUGUUAAUUGCUUUAGUGAAAGCAUAAGCAUUACGACUAGGAAACACUUGUGCUUACUCUUGUAUCUGUGUUCUGCGUUCAAACUAGUGGGUUUCAACCAUUAAAAUAAACAAGGAGAGCAGCAAAAACACCUCACUUACCACAAAACCCAUCUAUCCCCCCUCCAACCCUCUCUAUCUUCUAAAUUUUAUCCUUUUGUGCCUACAGUAUAUAUAUGAUCAUCCUUGUGGUUAUGUUUGUGCUUAUGCUUGCAUGAGCCUUUUUUGUGGAUGAGUAUUUUAAACGUAUCGUGGUAUUCAUAGAGGCCCUGAUGUCUUACGACUCCCAUUUAAUUGUAUUUUACUUCAAGGAUGCUCUUCACAGCAAGAAUCUAAUUCAAUUAGUUUUCCAAAAUCCCUCUAAAAAAUGUACCACAUUUAACAGGAUAAAACCACGAAGGGAAAGACAGUGACGUCGGCUAACAGCCAGCAGAAGUCAGUGUCGCCUGAAGAUCAGACUGUAGAUGGUGUGGACGCUAAAGAGCUGCAAGAGUGCGAGGAGUAUGAUGCUUCCACUGUUGAGGACAUUUCAGCACCUGCUUCUGAUGAAGGAAGUGAGGAAAAAGAGGAUGAUCUGAAAGAAGGAGAGGUAAAAAAAGAUAAAUUACGGACUUCAAGUACUGUAGUAAAGUUAUACGUAGUAAUUUUUGUUGUCGUUUUUACCUCCUAUGAUCCGUUUUAGAGUGUGAUUUCAAGUACUCUGUUUGUCCUUCUGACACCGUAUAUGGUCGGAUAUGGAAUGGUUUCUUUUUUAAAUUCUGACAUGGUUUAAAGAAGUUACUUUGUUAAUUCUCUCAGUUGCUGCAAACAUAUGCUUCUUUGUUUUGUGUCUGAACUGAAGCUCGGUUGUUUUAAUAUACUUGAAAGGGUAUUGACUGUGGUCAAGGAACAAGGGUGGCACAGUUGGUUAGUGCACGGCCUUCGGUGCGCGAGGUCUCGAGCUCGAUCCUGAUGACAUGACAUCCUUGUUUCAACUUCUCUCCUUUCUAUGUAGCUUUGACUAGCUUUAAAAACCCUUAAAACGGAGCAUUGAUGUAGAGAGGGAGCAAAAUGUCGACCUCGCGUUUAUCAGUUGUUACUGUCACGAGUUAUCGACGUAAAAUAUGGUUGCUUUACCUUUACCGUUUACCUUUAACCCUUAAGAAUAGUUGAACAACACAUUCAAAAUUGUUUCAUUCAUUUUUCUUUUCUAUAGGAUCAAGAGGCUAAAGAUGACUCCGAGAGUGAAUCAAGCAGGAAGGAUUCUGAGCCAGACUUGAUCGUGGACACUCCUGAGAGAAAUAAUGAUGCUGACAACCUUUUCAGUUCAAGCUCUCUUGCAGUGAACAUCAAUGAGAGACCAACCACUAACAGACCAGUCCGGGAGCCAUCUCCAGUGUCACCAGCUAUCUAUGAAGAAAUGUCAAAGAAGGUGGAAGCGUCGAGAAAGCUGUGGGAUAGUGGGGUAGGCAUUAGGCGAACAAGUAAUCCAGUUGCUGCUUGGGAGGAGACGCUGCGUACACCAGCAAGUGUGGGGUCAUCAAUUGUGGGCAUGCCAGUUGUGGAGGCAAAUGAAUUACGGCUAAGUGAUGAUCAAGUCACUGUUUCGAAGUCGGAAGAACUGGAAGUGAAUUCCAGCAAGGUGGACUCUAAACCCUCUGACGGUAUAAGCUUUACAAAGAAAUCGGCAUCUGGUGAACAGCAGAAUGUCUGCAAGGUGAAGCCCCAACAGCAGCAACAGCCUUCAGUGAAACCUCAGCCGUCCACUUCACUGGUUUCACAAACUGCAGAAGAAAACAUCCCUUCCGAACUGAAUGCAGUCCCCUUGGGACAGCCUUUGCUGACACAGGACCAGUUGCUCACACAACAAGCAAUAACACCCCGUUAUGCAUUUCCUUUUGUCAGUCAGUACAUGGAUUUACAGCAAAGACAGCCCUUCUUACAGCAACAGCAGCUUCAGCAGCUUCAACAAGCAAGUCAGCAUGUAACCCCCACUUAUCCUCUCAAUCACGUGCAGCAGGUAAAUCAGGCGCGUUCCUCUUCUUCCCCACUUUCCCAAACACCUCAGGAUAUAUACCAGUCUUCGUUCUUAGCUGGUGGGGUCUACUCUGCUGGCAAUUUUCAAGGGACACAACCUUUUGUGUCCAUUGCUCUGUUGCCCUCCACUACAACUCAGUCGUUUGUGACCUCUUCAACAAGAACCCAGACUACUUCUUUAAUGGGUUUGCAGGCUCAGCAACCAAAGACUGUAUCUGGAUCGGUCUUUGCACAAAACGUGAACCCUCAGGGAGGACAAAUGUACAUGCCAUUCGAUCCCAAAACGUUAGGUGGAGGAACUCCAUUGUUCAACUUGGCCCAGCACCCACAGACUGCUCACAGACAGCUUCUGGGAGCUCAGUCUGGUAUUGUGGGAGAUAAUAUUCCUCGACAAGCCGGUUUUUCUACGGCCCAACCAACUCAUCAGUCUUUCCAGGGAGCAUACCCUUUUCAGCCGAAGCAAAGUGCAUUUGAUGUCUCACAAGACCUGCAAGUGAAAAAACCAUCUGAUCAGUCAGAAUUCACCCGACAGUCUGAACUAGUAAAACAUGUCAAUGCCAAACCUUUUGAGCCUCCAAAGAGAUCAGCACCAGGUUCAAUACCAGGAAACAACCCUGCAAUUGCACCGUUGGUUUCAUCAACAUUUACCCGAAAUCCAAACAUGAUGACUAUUCGUCCCAGCCCACAAGAUGUAGGAGGAACGUCGCAGAGUCCACCAGUGUCUACAUCCCUCAUUUCUGGCAGACCUGUGUCCAUGUCGCCAGUUGAUCCAGGUGUCCCUUUUCCUGGUGCAGUAGGAAGUUUCCCAAAGCACACUGCAGUGGGUCAGUUUCAGGUGCAACAGCAACCUCAGGGAGUUCAACCUCAACAGUUUACCCCUUUUCAGCAGCAGCCAGUGGGUAUUCAGCAUGCUCUUCAGAUACGAGCCCCGGGGCAGCAGCAACAACAAGCUGUGAAUCCACUUCAAGGUGCUGCAGCGACCAUCUUGCCAAAUCCAGCUGUCAUGGCUGCUAUGCCAAGGCAGCUUAUUCGUACACCAGGCCUUGGUCCAAUAGGUGUGAGUGGGGCACAGCCAACUGCACCCAAUGCACAGAGGUUCCCCGCACCAAUCCAGCGUCCUAUGACAACAUCAUUAAUGCAUGGAGUACCUCACAUGCAGGCUCCACGUCCACAAACAGUAACACCUCAGAUGGUGCCUUCAAAGCAACAGAUCAUGCAAAACAGACCGCAGAUGCAACAGCCACCAGUGUCACAUCAGAAUCCAAUGACAUCUGCCUUUAAGCUUGAACAGCAUCAAAAGAUGUUGGAGCAGACCAAAAUGUUCUUUGCCCAACAAGGGCAAAAUCAACAGCAGCAGCAGCAACGCGUGCCAACUCAGAACAUUUCAACUGAUCAGCAACCGAAAGUUGCACCCACAUCACAAGGAGAACGACCACUCUUAAAAGGUCAAGUACAAAAAGAAGCAAACAAACUACAGGAGAAGAAAGAAGAAACAAUCCCAAGAAACCGAAAACCCAAUUCCGAAGCAAACAAGACGUCAAAGACAACAAAAGUAGACUCAAAGCCAGAAGAAAGCAGCAAAAAUAAAAGCAACACAAAACAGGAUGGUAAAGGUGCCGCUUCUAAAAGCAGCAGCAGCAGUAGCAGCAGCAUUGGCCGUGUUCAGCCCCUACCCAUGUCACAAAGAGGAAAGCCAAACAGGGGUCGAGGCCCUCCAAGAAUGCCUGUUACGCCUGUAAACAAACCUAAGCUCUCUGGACGACUAGAGAAAGACCCCAAAGAUGGAACAGCUCCAGAGCAGUCCAGUGGACCCCCAAGCUCCAAGACUACCGAUCAGGCAAAAACCGCCGAUGCACAACAAGUGCCGCCCCUAAGUGUCAACAAGGCAUGAAUUUAACUUCUUUAUAUAAGAGACCGAAGUUUCGGUGAUUUCAUUUUCAGCCCAGAAAAAAGGUUGUUUUCGUGGUUGUUACCACACACACAAAACUAUAUCGUACGCGUGAUUUUCGACUCGUUUGUUUCUAACUGUAGUAUUUUGAGAGGUUUUUCUUUCGGGAGAAGCUCGCAUAAGCAUUUUUGUUCCUCUCAUUGCCGCAACACUGUAAAUUAGUUCAUGGAAUGUUUGUACAGAGGUUUGCGAUGAGUUAAUUUAUUGCUGAUGUUAAGCUUUCUUGAUGUAAAAUGGUGAGUUAUUUCACCAAAGAGAAUUUCAACAUUUUUUGUGCUAAUCAUACGAACGAAUUAAAUAGAUUUAAAAAUGCUAUGUGAUGUUUAUUUUGAUGUAAACUAGUUUCGGUGGUGUAAUGUUUUCGUGUUGGUCCUGAGUGCUAGCUCAAAAAGAGGCAGUUGGCAAACGUAUUACCUUUUACCUUUUCAAUCGACAAUCUCAAAGCCAGGGCGGUGUUUCGAAAUACGGGACGAGUUACACCCAUCAGGUUGCUGUGGUAAUUUUUGUCACCUUUUUUAUCGUUUUGAAUAGCUUAACAACUAAUUCCAAUAGGUAAAAUUCAACCAGUGGUCUAUUAUCAAUGCUGCGUUCUGAUUGGUUGAGCUACCACUAGGCUAUAUGUUAUAGCCCAGUGGUAGCGAAAAGCGCCGGCUUUUCGGCGGCAAAAAAAGGAUUAAAGUCUAGCUUUAACUAGCGAAAGUUGUUUUGUCUCGAUAUUUUUGACCAACUAGUUGGAUUUUACCAAAACAAUUAUUCCUCUCGCCCUCAUGGCCUCUUGAGUCAAUAGAGACCUUUGGCAUCAGGCAAACCGUAGUUUGUAGUUACGCGUUUGCAGUUUUGCGUUUCCGAGAUUUCCAAUUCUAGCAAGGCGUUCAAUUCAGUUCAGGUCAUUUUUAUUUAGCGAAAAUAUAAUACAAUACAAGAAUACAUAUAGGAAUUGUAAGGUUGCAAGGGAGCCCAGAAGAGGUCAGACGGCUUAUGAAGCUUGGGCGCUCCAGUCUCAAAGAAAUAAGCAAAAUAAAAUGACACUCGCGGAGUGAUACGUUAAAAAUUGGAACUUAACAGAGACUGAGUUAAGUUAUGAAUUCAGUAACAAGACCAAAAAAAAUUUAGCUCUGGAUUGGAACAGAAUACUUUCUUUUGUUAGUACGGCAGAAAGGAAUGUAAAAUCGAUUUGAGCUACGCGUUCAUUGUCUAGGGCCGCUACUUUGUUUUCAUUAAGUUGAAGUGCAUCACUUUAAUCGCGCAAAAAUCAGGAAUAAUUCAUUGAUUCGAGAUAAAAAAUCCAACAAACACACUGCAAACGGGUAUAAAAAGCUAGUUCACACCUGUAAACUUGAGGCUGUACAAUUUUUGUGGCAAAAAACUUUGCCGUAAAUCAAUUACCGCUGGAAGCCCUUCCUGGGGUUUAAACGUGAACUGCAAACUGUAAACGUGACCGCAAGGCCGUGGUCACGUGACAUUUUGCGGUUUGCAGUUCCCCAUGAAAAACCUGAUGGCCUCAUGGCUAUUGACCCAAAGCCCAUUGAGGCUCGAGGAGUAAUUGUUAAGUAGUGAAAGGUUGGAAUUCACGUAUUAUUUCAGAUAUGAUCGUCUGGGUGGGGUUAGUCCUGAAUAGGACUAUUGUUGACUGUGACUUUCGUUGAUAGUGUUAUUGACUGCCAACAACAGUCCUUUUCAGGACUUCACUUUCACGUUCAGUUUCUCGUGGGAGUUAAAAUGGCCCCAAGAGAAACUGAAAACAAUGCUUAUGCAAAAUUUUGGGGUGACAAACAAAGAGCAUUAUGGUAUGUUAUGGUAUUUUCUGGAGUGGUCAAU